Messenger RNA from Coccidioides immitis RS, 2582 nucleotides. RefSeq names its product SH3 domain signaling protein. NCBI's taxonomy places the organism in Eukaryota, Fungi, Ascomycota, Eurotiomycetes, Onygenales, Onygenaceae. Gene Ontology annotation, molecular function: lipid binding; protein binding. The transcript is spliced from 4 exons. Gene Ontology annotation, cellular component: actin cortical patch; medial cortex; Rvs161p-Rvs167p complex. Gene Ontology annotation, biological process: endocytosis; actin cortical patch localization; plasma membrane tubulation. The record is from RefSeq and is a predicted model, not a curated record. Bases 419 to 1843 code for a protein of 474 amino acids.
UUUCUCUGUAUUAGUAGUUAACACGGGUUGGGAAAAGGGAAAAGAAAAAGAGGAUGUCCCGCUGCUUGAGGCCGUAGUUGGCUGGUUGGCCCGCCAUCCACGCCUUUGCGCAGAGGUGAAACAGCCAACUCUGCGGAGGGAUCGCCAUCCCGGUGACGCAUCUGCUCGCAAUUUUGUCCCACAUACUUUUUUUUCCUGCAGCCGUCUGGCCUGUCGUUCCCUUCACAACUGCCUUGCUCUCCCGUUGACAGACUUUCAGGCGGCUCCCUCUCCGCCUUUCCUCCGAGCUCGAAAACCACGCCGUCUCCCCACCUUUCCGCAAUCGAUCUAUUGUUCACUUAUCGAUCUUACAAUUGCAGCUAACACAAUUCCAGUCGAGGGGUCUGGACAGACUCCUCUGAACCCGUCGUUGCCCGCCAUGCUGACCAUGCACAGGCAGUUCGGCAAGCUGAUGAAAAGAUCCGCCGACGAGAGCCAAGUCUCCGUGCUCCUCAAGGACUUUGACAAUGCCGAUAAACUGCUGACCAAGAUCAUCGACUCGAGCAAAGCAUGGCGCGAUGCCUGGUCCUCCAUCCUCACCUACCAGGCGAGACUGCUCCAGGAAUUCGAGACGCUCUACCAGCCCAUUAUCGGCUCGUCCGAACCUACCGCUCACCCUCCCGCAAUAACACCAGAAUCCACCUUGGAAAGGACGUCUCGAUUGAAGGAGGAAUACGAGUCCCUCCGCGUUGACCUUUUGGCGGAGAUACAGUCGGUAGACGACCGCAUGAUCAAGCCUGCGAUGGAAGCAAAGGAUUAUCUACAGCCGAUGAAGAAGGUCAUGAAGAAACGCGAAGAUAAAAAGCUCGAUUAUGAACGGUAUCAAGGUAGAGUGGACACCGCGCGGAAGAAAUCGAGGCGGUCAGAUAGAGAGAAUGCGGCCCUUGCUAAAGCUGAACUUGACCUGGCCAAAGCCAUAGAGGAAUAUAACGCGGCAGAUGAUCAUCUUCGCAACCAUUUGCCUGGUUUGAUAACUGCCACAUUCUCCAUUCUUCCACACAUUCUCGCCGCUCAGAUCGAGAUCCAGAACACCCUUCUUGCUCUAUACUACACUUCGCUACACAAUUAUUCCUCGGAGCAGAACUUCCCGUCUCCACCACCUCCGAUGGACGUGGUGAUUCACACCUGGGAGCAGGAUUUCCUCCCUAUCCAGCGACAGGCGGAAUCAAUCGCCUGCAUUUCUCAUGGUAAACUAGGUCGCCAACGCAAGGCUUCCGAUGAAUUCAGAAAUGGCGGACUGCGGAAUGGAUUGGGUGCACGCCAUACCAGCAACACGUCUGCAAUUCGUAAACCGUCUGUCUCCCCGGUUCGCGCCAUGCAUGCACCACCAUCUAUCCCAGCUGACACACGGCCACGGAUAAAUGGCUUCAACACCGCCCCGUCUGGCAAUCUAAUGGCAGCAAACACAGCCAAGCAAUGCUCUCCCCCAAGGAUAAGCCCAACCCCCUCCGAAUCAUUAGAUCCCUCUCCCUACCAUACUACUCCACCACAACAGGCCUAUACACCCCCCGUCUCACGAAACACACAAAGGCAAACAUCCGCACCUACCGCUGCAAUUGCCUCAAUGGCUGCAGCCGCCGCGAAGAAAAAGCCCCCUCCCCCUCCUCCCCCACCACGAUCGGCAUCAUCCCAGAUACAGUUCGUGACCGCACUAUACGACUUCGGCGGUCAAGGUGCUGGCGACCUCGUGUUUAGAGAAGGCGACCGCAUUCGUGUCAUCAAAAAGACCGAGAGCACUGACGAUUGGUGGGAAGGAGAACUGCGAGGCGUCAAGGGCAGUUUUCCUGCUAACUAUUGUGCGUAAUGGAGGACUCGCUGUCUCUACAAACAGUUCCUACUUUCAUUUUGCAUGGUCAAGGUUGUUUUUCAUCUCUUCUCAAAUUCGGCGAUAGCUGGGGGAAAGGGGAGAAGGGCUGGUGGGAAAACAAAAGGAAAAGGGAUGGGAAAAUUAUGCUUGCUUUUUCCUUUUAAUACUGACCUACUAGAAUAUAGGAUGGAUAACGAUUGUCAGCCCUUUUUUUUUUUUUUUUCUUUUUCUCCCCGUGUAUCAUGGAAGCGCGACACAUUUAUCGUGUCUGGUGUGGCCUGGACUUCCAUCUCCUUUCCGCUCGGUUCCCUUCAGGUGUAUCUCUGAUCCAGCCUUUUCUUAUCAGUACAUGCUCGUGGGGAGGCAAAUUCCAUCGGUGUUCAUCUCUGAAGUCUAUUUCCCUUGCCUAUUGUUCUAUUUUGCUUGAUUCAUUUGAUGUUUGUUUAAACAGCCUUUCAAAUGACUCCGCACAACCCUCAUUUCUAAGUAAUAAUGUGUGCCUAAGUCUCUUUAUUCUUCUUGUCGAAUUUGCACAUACACUCACAUGGAAAAGAAGAAAAGAAUACAACAUGACAUAUUAGUUAUGUUCCACCACAUGUCCCUCUCUUUCAAAACGUUGCAAUCUGCUGGAGAUAUAUAUACACAAGAAGCAAGAUGAGGUUGAUUAAUAUGAAGCACUCAACCAAAGAGCAACCAAAAAGGCCAGCAAAAUGACAGUAUGCUAAUUACUGGUUAC